AUGUCUACCAUCAACCAGGAAUUUUUCAGAUAUCUGACAGUAUUGGCUAUGUGUAGCAUGGCCUUUGCUGAUAACGGUAACGGGGUGGUCGUCACCGCUAGGUCUAGCGACGACUGCCAAGUAACGCCAGUCAUCCAUGUCCUACAGUACCCAGGAUGUGUACCUAAGCCAAUACCAUCAUUUGCAUGUACAGGUCGCUGCAGCAGCUAUCUACAAGUUUCUGGGUCUAAAAUAUGGCAAAUGGAAAGGUCUUGCAUGUGUUGUCAAGAGAGUGGCGAACGAGAAGCUUCGGUAUCGCUCUUUUGUCCAAAAGCCAAACAAGGCGAGAAAAAAUUUAGAAAGGUAACUACAAAAGCUCCACUGGAAUGCAUGUGCCGCCCUUGUACGGGUAUUGAAGAAAGUGCGGUGAUUCCUCAAGAAAUGUCCAACUAUGCCGCCGAUGAGCCACCAAUCAACGGACAUUUUUCUAAAUCUAUUUAA
Macrosiphum euphorbiae (potato aphid) is the source of this 480-nucleotide messenger RNA. The record is from the annotation of a GenBank genome assembly. Lineage: Eukaryota; Metazoa; Arthropoda; Insecta; Hemiptera; Aphididae.